UUUUUUUUUUUUCUAAAAAUCACAAAAUGCAUGCUCAAUCAUCACCUUCUCAAGAAGAUCCUUCUAUAUUAUCUACUGAUAUACCUAUGACUUUGAUUCCUUCUUCUUCUUCUUCGUUGACAAAUAACUCUAUUAGUCCUUAUAACUAUCUCUUACAAACAUCAAUGCCAAUAUCAACCGUUCACACUAGAAGCGAUAAUCAAUCAUAUUUACAUUACGAUCUUCUUCCCUUCGAUAACAAAGUACUGGAAGAUCAAUGUCAAUCCACAGAUCUUGCUACCAUUAUUACCAGCCUCAAUGACCAAGUUUCUACCAAUUCAUUCUACUCGAUAGAUAACAGUGAUCAGAAUCAUGCUGAGCGUCAUGCGCCACUCGGAUGUGAGCCAUUACCAUUCCACCAAUCCUUGGCAACACCAGCCUCAACCGGUUUUCAACCUCCCUCAACAAGCCCUCAGUCACUAUCACCAUACUUUUAUCCAAUCAUGGUCGAAUCAACUAUAUUUAAGGAAGAGAAUAUCUUGGCAAUGGAGUCCACUGGAGGAACAAUCAUUAACAAUCAUCAAUAUCAACAGCAUCAACAACAUAGGCAAUAUCAAUCAUAUCAAGAACAUCAGUAUCAUACAUUGACUUAUUCAACACCGCAUCAAUCAUCAAUGGUCGCCGCUACACCUCCAACUUGUUCGUCAUUACCUCCCAUCAUAUCAUCUACUUUUUCUGAUAUCAUCCCUUCUCAUAUACCAUUAGCAUCAUCUUCAUCAUCAUCAUCAUCAUCAUUGGUACCUAUUCACUAUCCGAAAAUGACAUAUUCUUCUUCUUAUGCAUCUCACUUUACCCAGUCGAUUCAUCAAAAUCAACAAAGACAACAGGAAUUUACAACUAGCCCUGAUCCAAUUUGUUCGAUAACAACACCGUUACUAGCAAUCACAGAUACCAACCAAGCAUUAACUACGAAUCCCGCUACCAGUAGCAUCACUUCAGGUAGAUCAUCAACGAUGAUUUCUCGGCCAUCAUCACCAAUACCUUCAAGGAUAAAAAGUCAAAAGGAUUACCAAUGUGAUCAAUGUGGUAAAUCAUUUCAAAGGGCGUACAAUCUCAAAUCACAUCAACUCAGUCAUAGCAAAUUACGACCAUACGUGUGUCAUUUUGAAGGAUGUCCUUGGCGGUUCUCUCGGCCUCAUGAUUUACGGCGUCACGAAAAGAAUUUGCAUGAUGAUCAUCGUCUUCGUCGUCGUCCUUACGGCUGUAAAACUUGUGGAAAAAGAUUUGUGCAAAAAGAUGCCUUUGAACGUCAUGCAAAUGGUGAUGCAAUAUGUCGUCAGGUAUCCUCCAUGUUGACUCAUGCUGCCUCUCUGGAUACUUCUUUACCAACAUCAUCAGCAACAUCAUCAGCAACAUCUUCAGCAACAUCAUCAGCAACAUCAUCAGCAACAUCAUCAGCAAUAUCAUCAGCAAUAUCAUCAGCAAUAUUAUCAUCACCGAUAUCAUCAACAGUGAAUUUUUUCAACCAAAGUCAGGAGAAAUAAAAAAAAAAAAAGGUGGCCGUAAUGAAUUGAUGGAAUUCUCUGACACUGUAUGAUACCCUUCACUUAGUGAUCAAUCAAUCGCUAUGAAUACAAGCUCAUGACAGGCUAGGACUAUUUUUGUAUGGUAUCCACUUGGAUGUUUGACUUACCGUGUCUUUUUUAUCUUUUCUAUUUGAUUCUCUUGUGUUGAUCAUCAUUGUUAUUAAUAGACUAGAUAUUUACCAACAUUAGAAAUAAAAAAAAAAAAAGCCAUCUGGGUUUAAAUGAUCUUA
Messenger RNA from Halteromyces radiatus, 1795 nucleotides. RefSeq lists its product as uncharacterized. The record is from RefSeq and is a predicted model, not a curated record. Gene Ontology annotation, biological process: regulation of transcription by RNA polymerase II. The transcript is spliced from 4 exons. Gene Ontology annotation, cellular component: nucleus. NCBI's taxonomy places the organism in Eukaryota, Fungi, Mucoromycota, Mucoromycetes, Mucorales, Cunninghamellaceae. Bases 27 to 1523 code for a protein of 498 amino acids.